Pimephales promelas (fathead minnow) is the source of this 3527-nucleotide messenger RNA. It is a transcript of the gene oprk1, whose product is annotated as opioid receptor, kappa 1. Gene Ontology annotation, biological process: sensory perception of pain; G protein-coupled opioid receptor signaling pathway; neuropeptide signaling pathway. Gene Ontology annotation, molecular function: dynorphin receptor activity; neuropeptide binding. NCBI's taxonomy places the organism in Eukaryota, Metazoa, Chordata, Actinopteri, Cypriniformes, Leuciscidae. The record is from RefSeq and is a predicted model, not a curated record. Gene Ontology annotation, cellular component: neuron projection; plasma membrane.
AUGUCUCUGUGAAUAAAAGCUAUAUGCUAAUGUCCACAUACUCAGAAGCGCUUCAGUGGCUUUACUGCUAUAUUGUACAUAAACCGCAGUCUCUCCGGUUGAGUUCUCACGCCACAGUGCGCGCGUAAAAUGUCUCCAGAUAUGAAGUUUGGCGCGCGUCAUCUUAUAAAACUCUAAAACUACUUAUUUAACGAUAGCAGUGUCUUACAGGCUUUUAGAUUCCUAAGAAAUGUUUGAGGACAACUUUAUUUCCGCCGAUAUUUAAGAGUGGCAGUGAGACACUACAGCUGGUUAAAGGACUGUAUGGAGACCGUCACAUGAGAUCUGAUGUCAUACGGGACGCGCGGCAGAGGCAGCUGCUCUCGUAAGGUGGCAGUCAGUCAUCAAUUGAAUAGGAGCAAAGAAAUCAACGCAUUGCGCACAGACAUUAUUGUUGUUAUAAAACCUUGGGAUUUUCAAAUUAAAUUAGCGGUUUGCAGUUUGUAAUAAGCUGAACUUUUCCAGCGACAUUUGAUCUUAUUUUGCAAAUCGACAGACGAUGGACAGCAACGUGGUGCAGAUUUUAAGGGAGGACAAAUGCCCCUUAUCUCACCCCGAGAAGUGUUUGCCCAACUUCACAUGGCAGUCUGUUGUCUCGGACAUUUAUAACUAUUCACUGAAUGAAAGCUGGACGAACGAGCAGGAAACUAGGUCCCCUAUCAUUCCGAUCAUCGCUGCCGUGUACUCUGUGGUGUUUGUUGUCGGACUAGUGGGAAACUGCCUUGUGAUGUAUGUCAUUAUCAGAUACACUAAAAUGAAAACCGCCACCAACAUCUACAUCUUCAACCUGGCUGUUGCCGAUGCCUUGGUAACCACCACCAUGCCCUUCCAGAGCACAGAUUACCUACUGAACUCCUGGCCGUUUGGUGAGGUGGUGUGUAAGGUUUUCAUCUCCAUCGACUACUACAACAUGUUCACUAGUAUCUUCACUUUGACCAUGAUGAGCGUGGACCGCUAUGUGGCGGUCUGCCACCCCAUAAAGGCCCUGGACUUCCGGACUCCGAUGAAGGCUAAGAUCAUCAAUAUCUUCAUCUGGGUGUUGUCCUCGGCUGCUGGGAUCCCUGCAAUGGUUCUUGGGAGCACUCAGACAAACAAUGGCACGACAGAGUGUGCUCUGCAGUUUCCAGAACCGUAUAUCUACUGGGACACAGUGAUGAAGAUCUGCGUCUUCAUCUUCGGCUUUGUGGCUCCCCUCCUCAUCAUCACCGUUUGCUACACGCUCAUGGUCCUGCGCCUUAAAAGCGUCCGCCUGCUGUCGGGCUCGCGGGAAAAAGACCGCAACCUGAGACGCAUCACCCGCCUGGUGCUGGUUGUGGUCGCUGUGUUUGUGGUGUGCUGGACGCCCAUACACAUCUUCAUCUUGGUCAAAGCUCUCGCGCACGGAGUGCCGGAGACCACAGCGGUCAUGGCCGCCUACUUCUUCUGUGUGGCGCUUGGAUACACCAACAGCAGUCUUAACCCCAUCCUGUACGCUUUCCUUGAUGAGAACUUCAAACGGUGCUUCAGGGACUUCUGCUGCCCGGGUCGGGCCAAGGGGGACGGGCACGGCGUCAGUCGGGUCAGAAGCACUCUUCGUGAGCACACCUGCCCGGCAGAGGCCAAACGGGACGGAGGCCACGGUCGACCCGUAUGACUAGCCGUGGAGCUAUCAUCCUUUCAGGGUCGAGAGGACUCCAAUGACCUGGGACUGACACAGAUCACCACCACCAUCUGAGGAAGAGAAUGUGCCCUUUAUGUUUUAAAAUAACUAUUGCUAGAGUUUGCAAAAAGUGAAAUCAUCGUCUUGUUUGGUCUGUCCAUCCAUAUGCAAAUUUUUACAGUAUCACUUCAUUCAAAUCUUUGUUUUUUUCAAAUCACUUUCAUCAAAUCAUGUCCAUCGACCAAAGAUGUUGUAUGGUUAAAAUGUCAUUGCGUAAUGUUAUAAGUCUUCUGUGAUAUAUAUAUAUAUAUAUUAUUUUACUAGCCACUAUAUUUUAAUUCAAACAUAUAGUUUCCUUGGGUAGAAAUGAUAAAUAUAGACAAUGUAGACAAAAACAACAAACAAACACAUUUUAUGUUUGCAUUCGUUUGUACUGGUAAUUGUUUAUUUUGGAUUGUAAAACAGCCCUGUUUUCUAUAAAAAAGACAAUAGAAAGUAGAUUAGUAGACAAUAGAUUGUUAUAGAUAGAAAAAAUCUACGUAUAAUAAUAAUCAGAUUCAGCAGUGUCACAUAAUUUUGACUCAGGAAACUAUAUAUCUCCAAUGACAGAAAAGUAAAAAUGUAUGUCGUCUAAGCAGUGUUAUCGGAAUUGCUUACUGUCUGAAAUGCGCUUUACAUUCUCUGUAUUUGAUUUAGAUUGAAGGAUUAUUAUGUAUGAAAAGGAUUAUGAAUGAUUGUGGAUAAAGGAUUAUGUAUCUAAGUUGCCUUGGGAGUCUUAGCAUUUUUGAGCUGUUUUUUUGUUUGUUUGGCUGCGGGUCAGGGGGAGAUAGGGCUUUAAAACAACCAACUAAAGAACUGAAUCUCCUUAGUCAGGUUGUUCUUGCUUAAUACAGUGUAUUAUCCUUUCUAUUAUCCUGGAGGGAAACAUGUACAUCUCUAUUGCAUGUUUGACAAUGUUAAAAAUGUUGAAAUCUUUGAGUAACGUUUAUGUAAAAACAGCUUUUAAAAAAGCAUUUAUCUGAAAAGGUAGAAUGGCAGUAAAAUGUCUCAAGCAAAACACUUCAAACAUAUGUGUCAGGUGCCUUACACAUUGUUUUGUAUUGAUGUUAUUGAUGUAACAGUUGACUUUAAUGAAGUAUUUCUAUAUGUAUAUACUAUCAGAGAGGAGAGACAUUCUGCCUAUGAUGGCUUAAAAAUGUAAUCUUUUAGUGUUUUGUUUUGUGAGUGUGUAUGUGCCUGGAGGCAGAAGUCUGUUAUUGGAAGAUUCACUCAUCAAAAGAGAAAUUAUGACAUCAUCAGUGCUCUAUUGCCAUAACAAUUACAAGUAGCUAAUUGUAAAAAUCUUGUUUUGAAAAACAUAAUUGAUAUAUAUAUAUAUAUAUAUAUAUAUAUAUAUAAUUGUAUUUAUAUAAUUAAUAUAAUUAUAUUACAUAUAAUUGAUGACAUUGAUAGGGUGCACUCCACUCGUGUUAAUUAAAUAAACAUGCUCCUCCCGAACUUUGUUAAUAAAUCAUAAUUUUUCAUAAAUCAAAACAAAAAAACAUUAUUGCAAGUUUUUGGUCAUCUUAUUUGCUUUAUUGGACAGUGAAGUGCAGAGUGAGAAAAGCUUCUGUAAGUUCCACUGUACUUUUAGUAAUGUGCUUGUACUACUACUAUAUAACAGCAGAUUUGGAAUGUCUUAGAAAGUUUCCCUCUCCGCUUGUUUUAAUAUGUGCAAUUUCAAAAAAGAAUUCAUUUGAAAUCGAAUGAAAUGAGCUUUGCUUUGCAAUCAGUUGUACUAACUUGUAUAAUAUUACCUGUAUUUGAAAAUGAUACUGUCAUUAAAUUGAACGAAUCAGUGUUGAGAUGA